Myodes glareolus (Bank vole) is the source of this 8846-nucleotide messenger RNA. It is a transcript of the gene Raph1, whose product is annotated as Ras association (RalGDS/AF-6) and pleckstrin homology domains 1. Lineage: Eukaryota; Metazoa; Chordata; Mammalia; Rodentia; Cricetidae. Gene Ontology annotation, cellular component: cytosol; plasma membrane. The record is from RefSeq and is a predicted model, not a curated record. Gene Ontology annotation, biological process: signal transduction.
UCAGUCAGUCACGGAGCGCGCGCCGCGGUAGCUGAGGGCGCGCUCAGCGUUCGGGAGAGGAGCGGCGCGCUUGGAGAGGCGGCGGCGGCGCGGCGGGGGUACGCUAGCAGCUGCUGCCUCGCUCGGGGCUCCCGGAGGGCCGAGGGGCUGCCACGAUGGAGCAAUUAUCAGAUGAAGAAAUUGACCAUGGUGCUGAAGAAGACAGUGACAAGGAGGAUCAGGACCUGGAUAAAAUGUUUGGAGCCUGGCUUGGGGAACUGGACAAACUGACUCAGAGUUUGGAUUCUGACAAGCCUAAAGAACCAGUGAAAAGAUCUCCUCUUCGUCAGGAAACAAAUAUGGCCAACUUUUCUUACCGGUUCUCCAUAUACAACUUAAAUGAAGCUCUGAAUCAGGGAGAGACUGUGGAUCUGGAUGCCCUGAUGGCUGAUCUCUGCUCCAUAGAACAGGAGCUCAGCAGUAUUGGCUCAGGAAAUAGUAAACAUCAAGUCACAGAACCUAAAGUCACUCAGAAGCUACCUAGCCGGCAUACGUCAAAACAUGGCUCUCUGAGAGGAAUAGGAGUAUCAUCUUCUUCUAAUAGAACAACUACUAAACCUUCCCAUGCUAACUACUCCCUGGAUGACAUUACGGCACAAUUAGAACAGGCUUCCUUGAGCAUGGAUGAGGCUGCUCAGCAAUCUGUAGUAGAAGAUUCUAAACCUUUAAUGACGAAUCAGCACAGAAGGACUGCAUCAGCUGACACUGUGAAUGAUGUUGAAGUACACUCUAUUAGUAAUUCCUCCCGUUCGAGCAUCACUUCUGCAGCUUCUAGCAUGGAUUCUUUGGAUAUUGACAAAGUGGUGCGCCCUCAAGAACUGGAUUUGACAACAUGUCAGGGACAGCCAGUUACUGAGCACUCCUAUCUGGACAGGGAAACCUCCCUUCUUCUGCGAAACAUUGCAGGAAAACCUUCUCAUUUGCUGACCAAGGAGGAACAAGCAGCAAAACUGAAAGCUGAGAAGAUCAGAGUUGCCCUGGAAAAAAUUAAAGAGGCUCAAGUGAAAAAGCUGGUGAUCAGGGUCCACAUGUCUGAUGACAGUUCUAAAACAAUGAUGGUGGAUGAGAGACAAACAGUGAGGCAAGUGCUGGACAACCUGAUGGACAAAUCUCACUGUGGCUACAGUUUAGACUGGUCGCUGGUAGAGACCGUUUCUGAGUUACAAAUGGAGAGAAUCUAUGAAGACCAUGAAAACUUAGUUGAAAAUCUUCUUAAUUGGACAAGAGAUAGCCAAAACAAGCUUAUAUUUAUGGAACGUAUAGAAAAAUAUGCACUUUUUAAAAACCCACAGAAUUACCUUCUUGGGAAAAAGGAAACAGUUGAGAUGGCAGACAGAAACAAAGAAGUGCUGUUAGAGGAAUGUUUUUGUGGAAGUUCUGUAACUGUCCCAGAAAUUGAAGGAGUCCUUUGGUUAAAAGACGAUGGCAAGAAGUCCUGGAAGAAGCGUUACUUUCUCUUGCGAGCAUCUGGCAUCUACUAUGUCCCUAAAGGAAAAGCAAAGGUAUCUCGGGAACUGGUGUGCUUUCUUCAGCUGGAUCAUGUUAAUGUGUACUAUGGGCAGGACUAUCGGAGCAAGUACAAAGCACCCACAGACUGUUGUCUGGCGUUAAAGCACCCACAGAUCCAGAAGAAGUCUCAGUAUAUCAAGUACCUCUGCUGUGACGAUGUGAGGACACUGCACCAGUGGGUCAAUGGAAUCCGAAUCGCAAAGUAUGGGAAGCAGCUCUACACAAAUUACCAAGAAGCCUUGAAGAGGACAGAGUCUGCUUAUGAUUGGACUUCUUUAUCCAGCUCCAGCAUUAAAUCUGGAUCUAGUUCUUCCAGCAUCCCAGAGUCUCAGUCAAAUCAUUCUAAUCAGUCUGACAGUGGAGUCUCUGACACCCUACCCACAGGGCACAUCCGUUCCCAAAGCACUGUGAGCUCCAUCUUCUCGGAAGCUUGGAAGCGUGGCACUCAGUUGGAAGAGUCCAGCAAGGCCAGAAUGGAAUCUAUGAAUCGGUCCUACACUUCACUUAUGCCCCCUCUGUCCCCUCAAACUAAGACCAUCACCCCGUAUACUGCCUCACAACCUUCACCCCCUCUGCCUCCUCCUCCUCCACCUCCUCCUCCUCCACCACCUCCACCACCACCACCACCACCACCACCUCCUCCUCCUCCUCCUCCUCUCCCUAGCCAGUCUACACCUUCUGCAGGCUCAUCAGCCACCAUGUUUGUCAAGUACAGCACAAUCACCAGGCUGCAAAAUGCAGCUCAGCAGUCAGGGUCCCUGUUUAAGUCUCCGCCACCCCCAGCGAUGCAACCUCUGCCUUUGGCUUCACAGUCCCUCAAGGCUCAAAUUGUGGUGCCCCCCAAUGGAAUUAUUCCUCCACCCCCUCCUCCUCCACCACCACCAACCCCUGGUUCAGCCAUGGCCCAGUUAAAGCCAGUGCCAUGUGCCCCGUCCCUGCCACAGUUCUGCUCCCAACCCCCUCCACUAAAGAUUCAUCAAGUUCAUCAAGUGGCACCUCCCAUACCCCCACCAGCUCCUCCCAUCCCUGCAACUGGCCCUCCUCAAGCACCCCCUAAACCCCUAGUUACCAUUCCUCUUUCAGUCAGCACCAAAACUGUACCAUCAAUAGUGGCACAAGCUGUACCACCCACCCCUGCACCUCCAGUGCCCCCAGCAAAGAAACAGCCAGUUUUCCCCAUUUCUCACAUUCCACCCUCUCCCCCUGUUCAGCCUGCUCCAUGUCCACCACCAACACUACCAAAGCAGCAGAGCUUUGGGGUGAAGCCACCCCCCUCUCCACUGUCCCCCAUGCCCUCAGUUGUGAAGCAGAUAGCCAGUCAGUUUCCACCCUCUCCCACUCCUCCUGUGGACUCACAGCCCCUAAAACCUCUCCCAGCAAGUGUCACCUCACAGUCCCCUCCUGCAGUGAAAGCAAAACCCAAGUGGCAACCCAGCUCAAUCCCUGUCCCUUCCCCAGAUUUCCCUCCUCCCCCUCCAGAAAGCAGCCUGGUGUUUCCUCCUCCACUUCCUCCAAGCCCAGCCCCAGCCCCAACCCCACCACCAGUGCCACCCAUGGCUUCACCUAUCCCUGACAAAGGUGGAUCUCCAGGCAAAAAGCCAAGUAAGAUGUCCAGCCCUGGGGGAAAGAAACCACCCCCAACCCCACAGCGCAACUCCAGCAUUAAGUCUGCCGAGCACCCUGAGCCCAAGCGACCCUCGGUAGACAGUCUAGUCAGCAAGUUUGCACCGCCAGCAGAAUCGGGAUCUCCCCACAAAGAGACCCCACCUCCUCCUGCAGCACCUCCCAAACCUGGGAAACUACACCUUUCUGGAGUCAAUCUUCCUGGAAUCCACCAGCAAGGGAGUGUGUCCACAACACCUUCUGUUCUGAGUGGGCGUGGAAAUGACUCCGUAGUGGAAUUUCCAUCUCCUCCAUCCGAUUCUGACUUUCCACCCCCUCCACCUGAAAUAGAGCUUCCUCUGCCCCCUAUUGAGAUUCCAGCCAUAUUCUCGGGAAACACCUCCCCCAAAGUGGCAGUUGUUAAUCCUCAGCCACAGCUAUGGUCUAAAACAUCUGUGAAGAAGGCCCCACCCACCCGACCCAAACGAAAUGAUAGCACCCGCCUCACUCAAGCUGACAUCUCUGAGCAACCAGUGAUGACCACAGUUGUGCCACAAGUGCCCACCUCUCCCAAAUCCAGCCUUAGUGUCCAGCCUGGAUUCCUAGCUGAUCUUAACAGGACACUGCAGCGCAAGUCUAUCACGCGGCAUGGCUCCCUCUCCUCUUCACGAAUGUCCAGAGCAGAACCCACAGCCACCAUGGACGACAUGGCACUACCCCCACCACCACCAGAACUGCUGUCUGACCAGCAGAAGGCUGGUUUUGGAGGCAGUCAUAUUUCAGGCUAUGCAACAUUGCGAAGAGGACCCCCUCCCACUCCCCCUAAAAGAGACCAGAAUACUAAGCUCUCAAGAGACUGGUAGCCACAAGACUUAAUAUCUAUAAUCAGUUCUACAAUCAGUUUACCUAAUCAUCUGUGAAUCCAGGUGUUCAGAGCCUCCUGAUAUGUUAUUCAGGUAGUGUCCAGCUAUAUGUGUGUUUGUGUGUAUAUGUGCUGCCUGUGUGUACACAUGUACACACAGCUUUACAGAUUGUGUGUAUAUACGUAUGUAUACAUCUGUGAAUGUGUAUAUAUGGAGAGAACUGAUUCUAUUUAUUUCUUUUGCCUCCUAAUCAGAAAAUAGGGUUUUGUAUUUUUGAGUGGAAGAAGACAUAGGAGGAGAUAUGUUGUCACUUAUAAUUUGUUUAUCAUACGGAUUGGACCAAAAUCUAGAAGGUAUUUCAAAACUGUCUGUCCAUGUGCCACAUGUGCAUGUGUCAUAGAAGAAAUAGAUGGACAGUUUCUCAGUUUGAGGAUAUCAUGAGAAUGUCUGCUAUAUCUGUAGGGCUUUUUUGUUUUUCCCAGUUGGCUGAAUUUAGAACUGCUUAACUGACGCUUAAAUACUACAUAUAAAGGGGCACUUUAGUUCAGGAAAACCUUCAAUAUACAGAACGGGUAAAUGGCGCAGGAAGGGGAAAUGCUGAAGACAUUGUGGUUGUACAUAGGAAAGUCAUGGCUGUUCUAGUUGCAGUAGUCCUGCCAUGACCCCAGCCACAUCUUGAGGUAAGCUUUUUGCCUACAACACAAGAAAUAUUUAAUGCUAUAAUCCUAACUACUUUCAGUAGUCUUGCAAAGCUUCAUCAGUUUGAUUUCAGGAGUCUUGCUUUUUUGUAGAAUGUCCAGUACACACUGUAAUGUACUGCCCCAAUUAUGUCUUUGGGUCAUUUACCUUCACAUAUAGUGUGUACAUUAGUAGACAUUUGAAUCUGUGGAUAGUACAAAUAUGAAAUAUACUCCCUGUGCCCAAUGCAGUACAUCAUUAAAAACAAAGUCAACUUCUGCAAUGCCUUCUUUACAAGUUGUUCUCCAUGAGCGAUAAAGACGAUAGGAAAAUAUCAUUCAUCAAGUUUUAAAGCAAAGAAUCCAUUUGGGAUAGGACUAUCAUGAUCAAAAUGAGUUUCCAUAAUUUCAUCCAUAGCUACUGGAGCUGCUAAGAUCUUUUCUGUUUAGCUUGAGUGUAGGGCUUUUACAGGUAGCCAUGUGUGCUGAUGGGGCCGUGUCAUAGUCCACUUGCAGUGAGCACGCACUGAUGGCACUACUAUGUUCACACUGUUCUCUGUGCUUUUGGUAAUUUUUUUCUUGGUACAUGAGAAAAGUGUGUACUUACCAACUUAGAGUGAUAGAUGCAAUGCAAUCCUAGUUAUUUUAAGCAAGAGAAUAAAGACUGGCCAUCCCACUUUUUACAAAUGAGCACAUCUUGUAAAGAGCCUGUGACUGUUGUAAAGAUAACCAGCACCAAAUGAAGAAAUCUUUUGGUCCUGUCCCUCAAGCAGAAAGUGACUCUAAUGAAUCUGGGUAAAGAAGAUAAAAGUCUUCACACUGGGUGUCAAGUUUCACUACACUAAUUUCCAUUAAGGAACCACAUCAUAAAGAUGUGUAAGUGGCACCUCCCACACAUCUCCAGCCACUCUUCAGAUAGCCAUGCAGUUAGGGGGGAAAAGACUAAAAGUCAUUGUGCUUUUUAAAAAACCCUACUUAGAUUUUUUUUUAAUCUUUGAAACUGCUCACCAAGUAUUUGUGUGCUUACAUUUCUUAUUAUGAAAUGAUCUUUAACUGCAUUGUUAGUUUCAACAUGUACAACAAAUGUAUUUAAUCUGAAUACAGAUGCCAAGCCACACUGAAUUACUUCCUCAUGCAAAUCAACCUGCAGUUCUCCAUUCAAUCUACAGACAAUCAAGAGUGCAGAUCAGUUAUUCCUGGGGUUUAUCUCUAGGGUUUGUGUUUUCUUUUUAAAUUAACCCAGCUAGACAACUUAAGAUUUCCUUGAGUGCAAAAAUAUGUACCUCCAAUCUAGAUUGAGCCCUAAAUCAACAACCUUCAUUUUUUUUCAAUGUGGACUCCAUGGGAACUCCCAAGUCCAUCCUGAAGCACUGCUUCUGGUUUUAUUUUCUUGGGAGAACAGAUACCUUUGAUUGAAUACUAGUAAUGCCAAGAAAACGAGGGGGUGGUCCACUGUCCAUUCUAACUUAUCAUAUGACAGCAUGCAGUUUCUUUAUAGUUCUCCAGAGACAGAAAUAACUGUUAAUAAAAAAACAAUAAACCAAAGUGCCACAUUCCAAUUUUUUUUUCUCACUGCUUAGUGCUGAGAUGUAGUUUUCUUUCUUUUUCUCUGGUGUGUUCUCGGACAAGACCUACUGCCAGCCAACACUAGUUCUGUGCCUUCUUCCACCGCCCGUAGCUCAGCAGCUCAGCUCACACGGCCUUUUCAGGCAGUGAGAGGCCUGUGGAGGCUGCCUGGACAUUAACAGUGAACAGUGAAGGACCUUUGCUCCUGAGGGCAGACACAGAUAGGUGCUUUUCAGAAUUGGUUUGGUGACCUCAAUUUUUAUUAUACAUUAAUUUCAAGUCUUAGUACUUAAAGUUUGGGCACCAACUCUGAAGCAGCCAAACUUGUUCUCAAUAAAAUGACCUAACGGUGAUCCACAGGUGCUGGCCUGAGUAUACUGUAUAUUAAGUCUCCCCAGCUUGGCGUUUAGUCCCAAAAGAUUUAAUAUGCUUUCUCUCAUCUUUUACCCACUGUAAUUCUCAUUUGGAGGAAAAAAGGUCUGUUUCAGACAUCUACUUAACUGUUAACACUUUUUUUUCCAAUGUCUAAACUUUUUAACAUAAGAAAGAUGGCUGGAUCUUAAAGAUUAUCAAAAAGACCUAUUUUCAUUAGACAAUGAAGAGAGAUAACAAUGCUUUUUUUUGUUUCUGUUUUUGCUUUUUCUUAAGUCGUCCAAAAUCAAGGUGCUCUUACCCACUGAUGGUGUAUCUUGCAAUGGGCUGAGAACUGUUUUGGGUCUAUUCCCUGUAUUGUACUUUGGUAAAUUAGAAUUGAGAGGUCACAGUAAUUCUAACAGGGUAACAACUCUAAGGUCUAGAUCAACAGAAUCCUGGGUUUAGGAGCUGGGCAGCAGUGUGAAGUGGUUCCUCAGACUUCCAACAGAACAUGUUGUCACCUUCGCUACUCAAAUAAAGCAGUUUUAUGUUACAAACACAAGGGCAGUGUUUAAGCAAAUAAACCCAUUUAAAGCAUUUUUCGUAUCACCAAAACUAGCAAUAUAACUGAUGUAAUUCCAGAUUUUACACCAGUUUAGAACAAUUAAAACAAUGCCCUGUAUGGUUGUGUGAUAGCUUUCGAUAAAACUGGGAUAAUUAUUUUUGUUUAUACAUGAAGAUGGCUUUUUUUUAAAGAAAAAAAAGUUCCUUUCAAAUUACAAAAAUCUUUUGAACUGUUAAUUUUUUAACUUUUUAUUAUCUGUUAUAUGUGACCUCUAUCAAAGUUGACCCAAAGGGAAAUGCAAGGUGAGGGGGGGCCCCACCAUCUUUCUAGAUGGUCCUUUGAAAACCUAGUGAAAACAUGUUUAACACUCUACCAUCAAAAUUACAAGUGUGCAGUGCCCUUAGGGGUUUAUAUGUAAAAGACAACUAAAAUUUAAGUAAAGAAUUGCUUAAUGAAACAACUAUAAUGUGUUGGAAGGCAGGGGACUCUGGUUUGCUCUGAAGUAAACCGUCCUAGACAGCUGUCUGCUAUAACCCCCGUGCUUGAACUCGUUAGAGGAAUAGCAUGUAAAAACAACAAAAACCACCAAGUAAACUUUGAGGUGCUAAUGAAAGAGGGGACAGGUAAGUAUUUUUGAAGUUUUGGCAGAAAUGGAGGGGGAUGACUGUCUUGUAUUACAGGAGAAGUUCUCAUCCACCUAAAUGGAGUCUGUUUUCUACCAAAGAUAUUUAGAGAAGUGGCUCAAGUCAACACUGAGUUCUGUUUUAAGAGCUGGCCAGAUUUGGGAGCAUGUUGUUCUUAAGCUAUGAAUUUCAAGCAAGUGAUUGUUAAAGCAUCAACUUCUUAGGAAGACAAGGGAAACAGGGAAUACAUUUUUAGAAACUAUCCAUUCGUUAAAUUUGUUACAAUUUAAUUCCAAAAAUGCUGGUUUUCAUAAUUCCACCUCCUAGUUUUUCCUGUAUUUGUAAAUAGUCCCUCCUAGAAAAUAAGCAUUAAUUGGAAUGUUUGAAAUGACUUUGCUUAGUUUUAAUAUCAGCCACUUAGUAAACUCUUCCUCCAGAGCAGAGAUGAAUAAGGUAAACUAUGAUUAGAUUGUGCUAAGUGUUGUAAAAAUACUAUUUACUGUCUUCAAUGGGUUGUUGUCUUCUUUCCCUGUUUUUUUAUUUUUAUUCCAAAAAUGGAGUCAAGGCUCACUCUGACUUCUAGCUGUGGGAAUUUUGUCAUGAUACAAACAAUAGUAUACUUUUUUAAGGCAUGAAGAUAACAAAUGUACCAGAAAGGUCAUUAUUCAAAAGAUUAUGCACAAUUUGUUAAAGAUGAAGUUGUGGUUUUCUUUCAGCCUUUAUUAUUUUCUUCUGCAUAAAUGUACACUCAUUUCAUCAUGUGCCUUGCUCCCUGAUUGUGCAAAGCUGUAUGUACACACACACACACACACUACACACACACAUAUAUAUGAGAAAGAUAUAUUCAUUCAGUACUACUGAUGAUGUUUUUUCUUCUGCUGGAUUAAGUUUCUGAGUUAUAACUUGCCACUUGUCACAAACUAUUGUAACGGCUUGGGACAGUGGUCGGAUAGACAGAGUAAAUUUGUUUUUGUAGUUACGUAUUUUAUGUCAUCAAGCCCAAUCCUUAAUUUUAAAAAAAAAUUAAAUAGACUCCAUUUAAACACAA